AUGCUAAGUGGUUGUCUAUUUUGUGAUUCUUGUGGAUCUUAUGAUCAUGAUUCUUCCAUGUGUUCUCAAACUUUUGUUGAUGGAUGUGAUGAUGUUGAAAUUAAUGAAUGUGAACAUGUGAACUUUGUGUCUAAUGUCAAUGGUGGUAAAAGAUUUGAUGGACCUAAGAACUUUAUUAAUAGGAAUUCUCACCCCCAAGGUGGUUUCGAUAACUACAACAAUGGAGGCUAUAGGAACCAAGGAAACCAAGGUUUUCGAGGUAACUAUAACAACCAAGGCUAUAGUAAUCAAAACCCGACCCGUGGGAGUGGGAGAGUUCUUAAUGAGGGAGCUUCUAGGUCUAUUGAUGAGGAUGAGGAGAGGAGUGAUCCAAGAGAGGAAGUUGAGAAGGUUGAGUCUAGGAGUGUGAGUUAUGAGGAGGAAGUUCACCUUUCUAUCCCCUUCACCGAUGCAAUUACCCAAAUGCCUAGAUACUCUAAGUUCCUUAAGGAGAUUUUGAGUGGGAAGAGAAUGUGCAAUGAAGUUGAUUCGGUUGAAGUUGGGAAUUGUUAUAGUGCUUUCAUUCAUAAUGAGAUGCCCAAGAAAAUGGAGGAUCCGGGAAACUUCUCUAUUCCAUGUGAGAUCAAAAGGAAAAUGUUUAAUAAUUCUUUUUGUGAUCUUGGAGCUACUGUGAGCGUCAUGCCUUAUUCCAUUUUCAAGAAACUCGAGCUAGGUGAGCUACUCCCAUCUAACAUAACCCUUCAAUUGGCCGAUCGGACUAUUAUGAUUCCAAAGGGGAGAGUUGAGGAUGUUCCUCUUAAGAUAGGAGGGUUCACUAUUCCCAUUGAUUUCAUUGUGCUUGAGAUUGUGGAAGAUGACCAUAUCCUUAUCAUUUUUGGAAGACCUUUCUUAGCCACUUCGGGAGCCUUAAUUGAUGUGAAAGGAGGUCAUAUUACCCUGAGAAUUGGUAAGAAAUAG
Messenger RNA from Chenopodium quinoa (quinoa), 957 nucleotides. RefSeq lists its product as uncharacterized. The record is from RefSeq and is a predicted model, not a curated record. Gene Ontology annotation, molecular function: aspartic-type endopeptidase activity. Bases 1 to 957 code for a protein of 318 amino acids. Gene Ontology annotation, biological process: proteolysis. The transcript is spliced from 3 exons. NCBI's taxonomy places the organism in Eukaryota, Viridiplantae, Streptophyta, Magnoliopsida, Caryophyllales, Amaranthaceae.